Molecule: messenger RNA, 288 nt
Organism: Sclerotinia sclerotiorum 1980 UF-70
Lineage: Eukaryota; Fungi; Ascomycota; Leotiomycetes; Helotiales; Sclerotiniaceae
Exons: 2
Coding region: 1-288 (95 amino acids)
Source: RefSeq, a predicted model, not a curated record
AUGCAGUCUACCUUCCGUGGUGGCAUGCUUAUGAUCUGCUCAAUCUCAACCCAGAUUCAACCGCUUUUGACGUUUGGUAAUUACGCGAGCAUAGCAUCAACAUAUGUUGUGGAUAGAAAGAUGGCAGCUUACCUCAAAUUUGACCUUCUCACUGGCCAUAACGAUAUAUACGCAAGUUUUCCCAUUUCCGCAUCGCAUCAGGACUCGGACGAAAUCUGGUGGAGAGGUUAUGAAAGCGAGGGCGUCCAAGCUAUAGUCAAAAAGCAUCUGUCUGAGCUGGAUUCUUGA